UGUGGAAAAUAGGAGUGUAUUAGUUAUCUACAUGCAUAGAACUUUGGUAUCUUUGGGGGUCGACACUUUGGCAAACGUGAGAUCGUUGGUGACUGGCCUGCGUCGGGCAUUCUUGACCUUAUGGACGACCACCACGACCACCGCGAUGACCACCAUGGCCACCGUCAUUAAGAUAAAUAUCGCUUGCGUAGUGCCUGUAGACGUGAUAGGAACAUGGGCGUCUUGGCCAGCGGGGGGCUCGGGCAGGAACGACAGCGGGUUGUGGUCAGGCAUGACAAAGCUCGAAUAAUAUGGCGCGGGGACUGCGUCUGGCAGAGGGGCGUAUGGUCCACUGACGGUCACAUUGCCAUCGACGUCUGCAAACACCGUUCCAUUUCCGUCGUCUUCCGUGUCCAGAACGCUGUACGCCUUCGAGUACACGUCCCCACUCCCAAUGACAACCGCCGUCGAAGUGUGGCAAUCCACAGAGUUGGCAAAGACAUUUCCACUUCCGCUCGAUUGUACAUGCCCCAUAUGGCACUGACCAGCAUUGACAAACACAAUGUCGCCGUCGCCGUAGACUCGACCAAACAGCGACACCGUCGAGAGCACGCUGUCGGCCCUCCCGUCGCCCACGUACACACUACCGCUUCCAGCCGUCAUGGCCGUGAUCGAGUUGGUGGUCGUAUUGCCGUUGAGCAACGCAAUAGACCCCCUGUCCACGGACACGAGGGUGAUCUCCCCCGCGACUAGCGACUCGAAAACGCUGAGUUGAAUCAAUCCGGCCCCGCGGGUUUCGAGGCGAAAGUGAUGCGCCUCGACGGUGGCGGUUUCAGCGAUGAUGGUGCCCUCUCCGGUCGCCACGAUCGACACGUCGGCUACCACGUCCACGCUGAGGGUGUUGGUGUAGACCACCGUGUCAUGGUCCGAGUCUGCGUACAGGUGCUGGAGCGACUGGGUUGGCAUGUACACGUCAAUAAAGUAGUCGCCCCGCAGCAAGCCCCGAGGAUUUGACUCGACGGCGACGGUCAACAGGGCUUCACCAGCAUCGUUGAUGGUUUCGUUGACUGUCAGUUCUCGUAACAGACUCGGGUUUGUCGCCCGAAACACCACCGACGGAUUCUCAUUCACAGUGUCUUCA
Messenger RNA from Aphanomyces astaci, 1120 nucleotides. RefSeq lists its product as hypothetical. The record is from RefSeq and is a predicted model, not a curated record. Bases 214 to 732 code for a protein of 172 amino acids. Lineage: Eukaryota; Oomycota; Saprolegniomycetes; Saprolegniales; Verrucalvaceae. The transcript has a single exon.